CUGGUUUUAUUUAUUGUGACUUUUACUCGACCUCGCUGUCAGAUUGUAGAUUUGUCUGCACACUCACUUCAAAAAAAAAUAAGACAUGCAAGGUUUUUCACAUUGCUUUUGUUUUUGUUGGAGCUGUACUGUUUAGUUAGCCAACUAAGUAGCCAGUUAGUUUGCAGCAAUGUCAACGUGGCGAGGGCUGCAUGUGAAUCUGCGGAAGGCACAUGGAUUAUUUACAGUUUCCUCCAGGCACACAUGGAAGUAUGGACAUUUAACGUUAUGCAAAAGCCUGAGUACUGGAAGAGCUCUCCGGAAUGACUUCUUCAAAGAUCUGGAAGCCCAGCUGGCCGCUGCGAGGCAGAAGGCGUUGGACGCUCUGCCGGGGAGCGGCUGGAGCCCGGUGGAGAUGAACCGGGGGCUCCCACCAGAGAGGACAGACGUUGUGAUCGUUGGAGGCGGCGUGAUUGGCUGGUCUGUCGCUUACUGGAUCAAGCAGAAGGAGAAGCGGCGAGGUGGGGUGAACGUCGUGGUGGUGGAGAAGGACCCAACGUAUUCGCAGGCCUCCACCGUGCUUUCUGCAGGAGGCAUCCGACAGCAGUUCUCCCUGCCCGAGAACAUCUGCCUCUCCCUGGCCUCCGCAGAAUUCAUGAAGAACAUCAAUGAACACCUCCACGUGUUGAAUGAAGACCCGGUGGACCUCCAGUUCAACCAAUCGGGAUACCUCUUCCUGGCCAACGAGGAAGUGGCUCACAUCAUGGAGGAGAACUACAAAACCCAGAGGACCGCCGGAGCCAAGGUUUCCCUUCUCUCUGCGACGCAGUUAAAGGAGAAGUUUCCGUGGAUAAACACGGAGGGCGUCGCGCUCGCUUCAUACGGGCUGGAGAACGAGGGCUGGUUCGACCCCUGGACGCUGCUGCAGGCCUUCAAGAGGAAGGCCCUCUCUAUGGGGGUCGUGCAGUGCUUAGGAGAGGUCACAGAUUUUAAAUACACAUCAAACAUUGCCAGAAACGCCCAAGGUGAUCAAGUGGCUCAAAGGAGGGUCAGAUCUGUCAAAGUGCAGGUGAGUAACAGUCUGGAGUUCCAGCCCAUCGAGUGCGCCCUGGUGGUGAACGCAGCCGGAGCUUUUUCUGGUACAGUGGCCGCCAUGCUGGGAAUCCCACUUCCUGUGGAGCCGCGCAAAAGGUACAUCUAUGUGGUGAACUGUCCUGACGGUCCCGGUCUGGACACUCCCUUCCUGAUCGAUUACUCUGGAGUUUGGUUCAGGAGAGAAGGGUUAGGAGGAAACUACAUCGCUGGGACUUCACCAGAGGAGGCGUUGGAGCCGGACACCAGUAACCUGGAGGUGGACCACCAGUUCUUUGAGGAGAAGGUCUGGCCCCACCUGGCCUCUCGGGUCCCAGCCUUAGAGAAACUGAAGGUGACGAGUUCGUGGGCGGGUUUCUACGACUACAACACCUUCGAUCAGAACGGCAUCAUCGGCCUCCACCCGCUCAUCAACAACAUGUUCUUUGCGACGGGCUUCAGCGGGCACGGCCUGCAGCACUCGCCCGCCGUGGGCCGGGCCGUCGCCGAGCUCAUCAUGGAGGGAGACUUCACCUCGUUAAACCUCAGCAACCUCGGGUUCAGACGCAUCCUCCAGCAGGAGCCCAUGCUGGAGAGGAACAUCGUGUAGAGGACUCGCUUACACCCUGCUACGAUAGAGCCGCGUUGUUGUUGUUGUUGUUGUUGUUGUUGUUGUUAUGGUAUGGUAAAGGGACUUCUUUUAUGUAGCGCUUCUCCAGCCUCUGCGACCCCUUCAGAAGUCAGCAUUCACCCAAUCACACACAUUCAUGCAGAGGCAAGGCUAACAUGCAAGGUGCCUACUGCUCACACACACACACACACACACACACACACACACACACACACACACACAGCUGGCCAUCAGGAGCUAUUUUGGGUUACGUUUCUCAGCCAAAGUUACAUGGACAUGUUGACUGCAGGAGCUGGGAAUCAAACUGGCGACCUCCUGAUUGGCUGCUUCCACCUAUAUACCUGUGUGUAUAUAUUCGGGCUCUAAUUGAUCUGUUUAUUUAAAUGAUUAUAUGCUUUGUGAAUAAUUCAUUUCAAUUGACGGCCCUAAUUCAUAUAAAGUAUAUAUAUUACUUUGCUCUUCAAAAUAUGACCUUCAGUAAAGACGAUGAUAAUGAGAGACGUUUCCUAUGUUUACCCAAAAUAAGCUGCAUCUGUUUUUACUGUUGACUUUUGACAUGUAUUUUAUAAAUAUUGUCCUUGUC
This is a messenger RNA of Eleginops maclovinus (Patagonian blennie), 2264 nucleotides long. RefSeq names its product FAD-dependent oxidoreductase domain containing 1 (gene foxred1). Gene Ontology annotation, biological process: mitochondrial respiratory chain complex I assembly. The transcript is spliced from 11 exons. Bases 170 to 1660 code for a protein of 496 amino acids. Lineage: Eukaryota; Metazoa; Chordata; Actinopteri; Perciformes; Eleginopidae. The record is from RefSeq and is a predicted model, not a curated record. Gene Ontology annotation, molecular function: oxidoreductase activity. Gene Ontology annotation, cellular component: cytoplasm.